AUGGAGGAGCACACUGAAGCGCACGCUUACAAACCACUGCUUAGUCAAGAGUCCCUAAUUGAUGAAGUCGACUCAGAUUCUGACGAUUUAACUGUCAAGAAGAAACCUGUAAAAAAUGGGGCCCUCGUCCACGUGGGGCCCCUGGAGGUUCUCAGGGGCCGCUUUGCCUUCGUCACCCCCAAACACCUGCAGCUCCUCAGGGGCCCGGACUGCAAGGUGGAGGUGGUGCUCAACCAGCCAAUCACAGCCAUGGUGGGCGGAGUCACGCCACAGGUGUUUGACUGCAGUUUCCAGGACGACGAGGUGAAGUACGAGCACAGUGGGAACCCGCGGCUGCAGGAGGACUCGGUCAUGUUCAGGGUUUACCGCUUCAGCCCCUCCCAAACCCAGCUCCAGACUCUUCUUCUCUCGGUCCGGAUCUCAGACCCUCCAGAGCCCUGGGUCUCUCUGGGUCCAGUCCCCCUCCUGGUGCCUCUCUUCCUGGGACUGUCCAACCCCAUAGACUCCUCAGUCCUGCGGAUCCGGACCGGGCUGGACCAGGCCUGCUCCGUGAGGCUGUACGGGGGUCUGCAGGUGGGACAGCUGGUGGCACCAGAGAGACACAACCACAGCACUCAGAGACUCCCUGGUCCAGUCCCUGGCUCAGACCCUGGUCCAGUUCCUGACUCAGACCGGGUCUCAGAGUGCUCUGGGAACAGCCCCUGUCUGGACCACACACGGCCCGUGGUCCUGCUGAAGUCCAGCUGUGAGGACUUCCUCCGGUCUGGACUCAGAUACCAGCACCUCAGCCCCCCCUCCCCCCAGACCGACUUCAUUCAACUGAGGAUCGAGACCAGAGAGAGGGAGACACGGGACCUUCUGGAGGUGAGUGAGAGAGGGAGGGGCCUUCUGGAGUCGCAGCUGUUCUGGGUUCCAGUGCGGAUAGGCCCCGCCCUCCCGGACACGCCCCCUCGCGCCUCCUUCAUGAUGUCGGCCAUCUUGGAGGUCGACCAGUUCGUGUUGACGCCGGUCACCGUGGCAACGCUGGACGCAGAGGACGCAGAGACGCCGCGGGAACGACUGGUGUUCAACGUGACGGUGCCCCCCAGUGGAGGUUACCUGACGCACCUGGAGGACCACAGCAGGGAGAUUCGCUCUUUCUCGUGGGACGACCUGAACCACCUGAAGAUCGCCUACCAGCCCCCCCACACCGGCCAAUCACAGCCCACCGUGGACCAGAUGGAGUUCCAGGUGAUUGACAGCUCCUUCCAGACCUCGGCUCCCAUCGGGGUGCACAUCUCCAUCAGAACGUCCGAGACCAACGCGCCACGAGUCUCCUGGAACAUGGGUCUGGUUCUCCUGGAGGGACAGUCCAGGCCAAUCACCUGGGAGCAGCUGCAGAUCGUGGACAGAGACAACAUCCAGCAGGUGGCGCUGGUGGCAGUGGACGGGCCGCAGCACGGGUACCUCACCGUGAGAGGAGUGAAGUCGUUCAUGUUCCGCGUGGCCGACCUCAGCCGCGGUGACGUGGCGUAUCACCAUGACGAUAGCGACACGUCACUUGACCACGUGGUUUUCCGCAUCAGCGACGGGCGCCACAGCCUGAGGCACCGCUUCCCCAUCAGCAUUCUGCCCCGGGACGACUGCGCCCCCGUGCUCCUCCACAAUGUGGCUCUGCAGGUGGAGGAGGGCGGGGAGGCGGAGCUACAGCACCACCUGCUGGCGGCCGACGCAGACUCCAGCGACCUCCACAUCACCUUCACCGUGACCACGGCGCCGAGCUGUGGGAGGCUGAUGAGGAGGAGCCACAACCGGGACACAGGUCUGGAGGUCCGGUCUUUCCAGCAGAAGGAGCUGGUCCAGGGUCAGAUCUUUUACCGUCACUCUGGAGACGAGACUCAUGAGGACAGUUUUGAGUUCAGUCUCUCGGACUCCAGCGAACCUCCCAACGAGUCCCAAGUCUAUACGGUGGUGGUGCAUGUGUUCCCGGUGAAAGACCAGGUCCCAGUCCAGGUCUCGGGUUCGGUCCGGACUCUGACGCUGAGAGAGGACCAGGUGGUUCACAUCACCUCAAAGCAGAUCCACUUCAGAGACCCAGAAGAUCCGGACCAAGACCUGGUUUAUACCGUCACACGGAGCUGCUACAGUCCAGACCGACCAGGUUUGAUGGACGCUGGACGACUCUUCUUCACCGACAACGUGAGCACCAUGAAGAGAGACCACAUGGUCCCGGUGCUGAAGUCCUUCUCUCAGUCUGCAGUCAGUCAUAUGAAGGUGGGUUUCAUGCCGCCGGUGGAGGACAUUGGACCAGACCCGCUGCUGGUUCGGUUUGAGUUCUCGGUGCAGAACCAUCAGGGAGGAUCCGUCUCUGGUCUGGACUUCAACAUCACGGUCCUGCCGGUGGACGACCAGAAACCACAGGCCUUCUCCAACCUGCUGCGUGUGGACGAGGGCGGCUCCGUGUUCGUCACAGAAGAACACCUGACGCUCAGAGACACAGACAGCUCUGAGGACGCACUGCACGCUCUGCUCCUGAAGGCGGCGCUGCACGGCACUCUGCACAGGCAGGGACACAGGCUGAGACCAGGAGACCGCUUCAGCCUGGAGGAUCUGAGGGGACUGAGGAUCAGAUACGUUCACGACGACUCAGAGACGACGGCAGAUGAAGUGUCUCUGAGGAUCUCUGAUGGUACCAACCAUGUGGACAUCACCCUCCACGUACAGAUCUCACCGGUGAACGAUGAGGCCCCGGUGCUGGGCGGCUUCCUGCUGGGCUCUCUACUGUGUAAUGAGUCCGGUUCGGUCCGGAUCUCGCUGGACCAUCUGCGGGCCUCGGACCGGGACUCGGAGGACCUCAGGCUGCUCUACAUGCUAGCCCGCACACCGCAGUAUGGGAACCUCCAGAGAUCUGGGGUCAAUGUGGACCGCUUCACCCAAGAAGACCUGGUCCAGGGCCGGGUCUCCUACAGCCACUCAGGAGCUGAGCUGGGUCUGUCUUCGGUCCUGGACACCAUCACGUUGAUCAUCUCUGACGCUGAAGCUGGUUUGAUUGACAGCUGCUGUGGAGAUGUCCCACCCCCUCCCAUCCCGCUGCAUGGGUCACUUCCUGUUUACGACUUGAACGUCACCAUACUUCCUGUCGACAACCAGCCGCCCAUCCUCACCGUCGGCCCGGUUCUGCUCUCUGUGGAUGAGGGGUCCUUUAGGGGCCUGGGGAGGGGGGUGCUGGGGGCCACAGACCUGGACACACCCCCUGAUGACGUCAUCUUCCAUGUGCUGACUCCGCCCACUCACGGCUUCAUUGAGAACACACUGCCCCCUGCAGGGUCGGAGAAGAGCAACGCAGGUGUACCAGUGGAAUCCUUCACUCUGUCGGCGCUGAACGACGGUUUCAUAAACUACGUUCAGUCUCGUCACCGUGGCGUUGAGCCCCUCGCCGAUCACAUGACCUUCUCUGUGAGUGACGGAACACGUGACUCCGCCCCCUCGCCGCUGCACGUGGUCAUCAACCCAACAAAUGACGAGGCUCCGGACCUGCGGCUCCGAAACAUCACCGUGGAGGAGGGGGGCCCGGGGUCUCUUCUCGUGGACGCCUCAGAUCUGGAUGUGCCUCUGGACGUGUUGACCUUCACUGUGUCCCGCCCUCCACAACAUGGCCGCCUUCUCAUCACUGACCACACACAGCAGGGGGCAGCACUGAGCACCGACCGCUUCACCCUCCAAGAGCUACGCCAAGGUAUCGUUUUGAGUCCCAGGUCCACCGAGUCCCAGGUCCACCGAGUCCCAGGUCCACCGAGUCCCAGGUCCACCGAGUCCCAGGUCCACCGAGUCCCAGGUCCACCGAGUCCCAGGUCCACCGAGUCCCAGGUCCACCGAAUCCCAGGUCCACCGAGUCCCAGGUCCACCGAGUCCCAGGUCCCCCGAGUCCCAGGUCCACCGAGUCCCAGGUCCCCCGAGUCCCAGGUCCACCGAGUCCCAGGUCCCCCGAGUCCCAGGUCUACCGAGUCCCAGGUCCCAGGUCCCCCGAGUCCCAGGUCACUCCUCCCUCCCCCUCAGGUCACUCCUCCCUCCCCCUCAGGUCUCUCCUCCCUCCCCCUCAGGUCUCUCCUCCCUCCCCCUCAGGUCUCUCCUCCCUCCCCUCAGGUCUCUCCUCCCUCCCCCUCAGGUCUCUCCCCCCUCCCCCUCAGGUCUCUCCUCCCUCCCCCUCAGGUCUCUCCCCCCUCCCCCUCAGGUCUCUCCUCCCUCCCCUCAGGUCUCUCCUCUCUCCCCCUCAGGCCUCUCCUCCCUCCCCCUCAGGUCUCUCCUCCCUCCCCCUCAGGUCUCUCCUCCCUCCCCUCAGGUCUCUCCUCCCUCCCCCUCAGGUCUCUCCCCCCUCCCCCUCAGGUCUCUCCUCCCUCCCCUCAGGUCUCUCCUCCCUCCCCCUCAGGUCACUCCUCCCUCCCCCUCAGGUCACUCCUCCCUCCCCCUCAGGUCUCUCCUCCCUCCCCCUCAGGUCUCUCCUCCCUCCCCCUCAGGUCUCUCCUCCCUCCCCUCAGGUCUCUCCUCCCUCCCCCUCAGGUCUCUCCCCCCUCCCCCUCAGGUCUCUCCUCCCUCCCCCUCAGGUCUCUCCCCCCUCCCCCUCAGGUCUCUCCUCCCUCCCCUCAGGUCUCUCCUCUCUCCCCCUCAGGCCUCUCCUCCCUCCCCCUCAGGUCUCUCCUCCCUCCCCCUCAGGUCUCUCCUCCCUCCCCUCAGGUCUCUCCUCCCUCCCCCUCAGGUCUCUCCCCCCUCCCCCUCAGGUCUCUCCUCCCUCCCCUCAGGUCUCUCCUCCCUCCCCCUCAGGUCUCUCCCCCCUCCCCCUCAGGUCUCUCCUCCCUCCCCCUCAGGUCUCUCCCCCCUCCCCCUCAGGUCUCUCCUCCCUCCCCUCAGGUCUCUCCUCUCUCCCCCUCAGGCCUCUCCUCACUCCCCCUUAGGUCACUCCUCCCUCCCCCUCAGGUCUCUCCUCCCUCCCCCUUAGGUCACUCCUCCCUCCCCCUCAGGUCUCUCCUCCCUCCCCCUCAGGUCUCUCCUCCCUCCCCUCAGGUCUCUCCCCCCUUCCCCUCAGGUCUCUCCUCCCUCCCCUCAGGUCUCUCCUCCCUCCCCCUCAGGUCUCUCCUCCCUCCCCCUCAGGUCUCUCCUCCCUCCCCCUCAGGUCUCUCCUCCCUCCCCCUCAGGUCUCUCCUCCCUCCCCUCAGGUCUCUCCUCCCUCCCCCUCAGGUCUCUCCCCCCUCCCCCUCAGGUCUCUCCUCCCUCCCCUCAGGUCUCUCCUCCCUCCCCUCAGGUCUCUCCUCCCUCCCCCUCAGGCCUCUCCUCACUCCCCCUCAGGUCUCUCCUCCCUCCCCCUCAGGUGUGGUGUACCUCCAUGACGGAUCCGAGACCCUCCAGGACUCUGUGGAGCUCAGUUUGUCCGACGGGAAGCACUGGAUCCUGGGCACGGCCUUCAUCACCGUCCGGCCUGUCAACGACCAGACGCCCACUCUAACCAGGUCCCUAGGUCUAGAGCUGGACUGGGGUCAGACCAGAGUCCUGUCCAGCCGGGUCCUGGAGGCCAAAGACCAGGACUCAGGUUCAGAUCAGGUUUACUACAUCCUGAUCACCGUGCCCAGCCAGGGCGCGCUGCAGAUUCAGAACGGCUCUGAUUGGUCGGAGCUGUCGCCGGGGCAGAACUUCACGCAGCUCGACGUCGACAUGAACCGAGUCCGAUACGCCCACAGGGUCAGAGGCCACACCCACUCUGCAGAGGGAGGAGGCCACGCCCACUCUGCGGAGGGAGGAGGCCACGCCCACUCUGCGGAGGUCAGAGGUCACGACAGCUUCAGGUUCAAACUCAGCGACGGCGAAAACGAGACUCCCACCCAGAGUUUCUACAUCCAGAUACGAGUACACACCAGAGGACCCCUUCAGCUCCGCACUCGUCCUGCUUACGUUGUCGCGGGACACAGACUGGUCCUGAACUCGGACCAUCUCCUGGGUCUGGACUCUGGACCGGUACAGGACCUAGUCUACAGGGUCCUGGAGGGUCCCAGUCUGGGGGUCCUGAGUCUGCUGAAGUCCCCCGGAGUCCCACUCACCACCUUCACACAGCUGCAGCUGAGCGCACAAGCUGUGUGUUACACGCACGACAACAGCCACAAGGGGGCGACGGACUCCAUCAGCCUGGUCCUCUCUAACGGCCUGGUCUCAGUCCCUGGUUCCCUGAUGGUCCAGAUCCGUCACUGGGACCGGAUCCCUCCCUCUCUGGAGCAGAACGCCGGUCUCUCUGUGGAGGAAGGGUCCACUGGGAUCAUAACCGGAUCAGAUCUGCGUCUGAGCGACCCGGACACGGCUGCAGCAAACCUGAGCUUCAGGAUCACCCAGAUGCCCCGGGGAGGAGCGCUGCUGCUGCACGGACGGGAGCUGCUUCAGGGGGUCUUCAGUCAGAGGGACGUGGACCAGAACUCGGUCUCUUAUCGUCACGACUCCAGAGCUCAGGGCUCCACCGACUGCUUCCACUUCCUGCCCACGGACCAAUCAAACGCUGGCUUCCUCCUGUACGGACAAAUCAGCACGGAGCCUGUGGUUUUCAACAUCACGAUCCGCCGGCUGGACCGCUCUCUACCCUCGCUCCUCCGCAGACGUGCUCCGUCCACAGUCUCAGUUCUGAGGUCUGGACUUGUGGGGAUCGUCCUGGACCGGUCUCACCUUCAGGCCUCAGACCCGGACUCCGAAGACCAGAAUCUGAUCUACACCAUCAUCAGAGGACCCCAGCACGGGCGCCUACAGAACAUGCAAACAGGUUCUUGGAUCUUCACCCGGUUCCGUCAGAGAGACCUGGACCUGAAGUCUGUGGUUUAUUUAAUUCCUGACGACGUCGACGUCACAAACGACAACUUCAUGUUUGUUCUGAGCGACGCCGCAGGAAACAGCCUCCAGCCCCAGAGUCUGGACCUGUCCUGGUCUCGUGUGGACUUCUCGUUCUCCUGCUUCAGAACCUGUGAGACCUCAGACCAUCUGCAGAUCCAGGUCCAGAGACGAGGAUUCAGCUCCGAGCCUGUGUUUGUCCAAAUCCAGGUGGAGGAGGGCGGAGCUAAAGUCGGCACAGACUUCACUCACAGUUCUGCUUCUCUGCUGCAGUUUGAUCCAGGAGUCGGAGUGAAAACCUGGAGUAUUUUUCCGGUCUCAGACGAACUGGAGGAAAACCACGAGUCCUUCACCGUCGCUCUGACCUCGGCCCAGAACUGUGUCCUGGGACCAAGGACCUCUGCUGUGGUCCAGAUCAUGGACCCGAGAGGAGGUCGUUGUGAUCCUUUUGAACCUUUUGAGGACAGGGACCCACUGGUCCCUGGUCUCAGUCCAGGUCUCAGUCCAGGUCUCAGUCCUGGACCAGACCUGGAUCCUGUGACAGAAAUUGAGACAGAGUUGAUCUUUGAGUCGGACUCAAAAAGUCCAGCCAGAGGAGACGUCCCAGACCGACUGCUGGACUUCAGCCUGCGGGACCAGGCCUGGACCCAAGACCAAGAGCAGGGCUGGACCCAUGACCAAAGGCUGAAAGAGGACCUCAUAGGCCAGAGUAGGACCCACCCCCGAGACCUGCGGAGGCCCCAGAUCCAGGACCAGAUCUGGGACCACAGAGAUCCUGGACUUCAGGAGCAGGUCUCCACCGACAGAGGGCAGCAGCGAGUCUGGACGUUUCACAGCCUCAGUCGCCUCAGAGUUGAACCUCUGAACCAGCACCAGACCCAGGACCAGACCGUGGACCAGAGCCUGGACCAGAGCCUGGACCAGACCCUGGACCAGAGCCUGGACCAGAGCCUGGACCAGACCCUGGACCAGACCCUGGACCAGACCGUGGACCAGACCGUGGACCAGAGCCUGGACCAGACCGUGGACCAGAGCCUGGACCAGACCCUGGACCAGACCCUGGACCAGCCACUCAGAGACGCACCCUCAGCACCAGGAAGCGACACCUCCUCCCCCUCCUCAGCAGGAGGCGACACCUCCUCCUCAGAGGGCAGCAUGUGUCCCUCCUCCUGGACGCUCCACAGGGGGCAGUGUUUCAGGCACAGUGCGUCUGUGGCGUCAUGGAGCAGUGCCCAGAGGACCUGCUCUCUGCUGUCCAACAGUUCUUUGGUGUCGGUUCAGUCCAGACGAGACCUGAACUGGUUUUGGAGGUUCACCGGGAGGCGGCCAUUUUGGACCGAUGUGUCUGACUCCGCCCACAGUGAUGUCAUGUCUCUGUCCGCCCUGAAGGGGGCGCCGUGUGUCCUGGUGAAAAACCCCAAGAACUGGAUCCAAACGGACUGUUCCCCAAACUCAGAGCACGAAUUCAUCUGCUCCAGACCAGGACUGAGACCAGAGACCAGAGACCAGGACUGA
Messenger RNA from Knipowitschia caucasica, 8349 nucleotides. NCBI's taxonomy places the organism in Eukaryota, Metazoa, Chordata, Actinopteri, Gobiiformes, Gobiidae. The record is from the annotation of a GenBank genome assembly.